AUGGAUAGCACAAGACAGCAGCAUUCUCCGCCAGCCUCCAGUGCCAGUAGCCCGCCUCAAACUCAGGGUUUGGUGUCUUGGCCCGAGGGUGAAGAAGCUGAGAAAAUGCUCAGCAGGUAUCGCAGGGUUCAGAUGCAUAUAUUCCCCUUUGUGAUCAUCCCAUCGGAUACAACCUCAGCUUCGCUUCGGCUGGAGCGCCCAUUCACUUGGAAGGCGCUCAUGCUUCAGUGUUGCUCCAAUGACGGACAUCGCCAGCAUGUGCUCGGCAAGGAACUAUUGCAGGAAUUCAGCGAAGCUCUAUUGACUCGGCCAAGGAAAAGCUUGGAUCUACUUCAGGGCUUGAUCUUGUUCGUGGCGUGGCAUCACGCGGGUCUGACAAGCUUCCAGGCUACCAAUCUGCUAGGUUUGACGCGUUCGCUUUGCUUGAGUUUAGGCAUUCAUGAGGGCCAAGUGAGAGAACUAGAGACGGAUCUCGGUCCCUUGUGUCUAGAAAAAUUGAGAGCAUUUGCCGGCACAUACUAUCUCAUCACUUCCUUCUACACUACGAGCAAGAGAACGGACGCAUUCAUGAACACCACAUAUCUUGAUUCACUCUGUCGUGUGUUGGAGGACAAGGCCCUGUGCCCAACCGACAAGCUGGUUGCAUAUAUGGUCAAAGUUCAGCAACUGGCGCAGAAUAUCUCCCUCACCCUAUCAAGUAGCACGACCUCGCAGCUCUUCCUCCUACCCAUGGUCAUGGUUGUGAAAAGUCUCCAGUCGCAAAUUGAGAGCUUCAAAACAAACAUACCAGUAGAUUUGAGAGACAACGUCGUCCUGGCGUCGCAUCUGUAUACUGCCGAGACUCUGCUAUACGAAGUUGGCCUCCAAGACGUCAGUGUCGAGCUCGGUGGGCUUCAGGGCACAGACCGUUUGGAGGUGCUGUGGUCGUUGUUCACGUCUCUGAAGGCAUUCCUUUCACUUCGAUUCGACCCAUCGGGCAAGAAAUGCCAUGGAUUUCCGUGCAUUUCUUCAGUCGACUUCAUGUAUAAUUUUCUCACUUGUCUCAAGCUCAUUACCUUGCAAGCUCCAGGCUGGGAUCUUGCUCGAAUUCGCCGUGAACUAGCACUCCCUGACCUGGCAGACCAGCAGAUACAAGAGCUCGAGAGAUUGAUACACCUUCGCAAGAGAGGCAACAAUGAAGACAUGCAAACAAGUCGACCCAGCCAAGACCCUUUGCAAAGGUUGGCGACGACCUUGAAAAACAUAUCUGCUGUCCUUCGUGCCAUGCCAGAACCCGGCCCGAUGACACCCCUCGUGCAGAAUGAGACAGAGUCAAACGAUGAAGAUGCAGAUCUCCUCGACCUGGAUUUUGUCUCAACGCUCGUCCCCGACGCUUGGUCGGGAUUCUGGGCGCCUGAAGAUCAAAAUGGCGACUGGAACGCUGAAACACCGCUGCUCGGUCUGUCUUCAGAAUAG
Messenger RNA from Pestalotiopsis fici W106-1, 1455 nucleotides. RefSeq lists its product as uncharacterized. The record is from RefSeq and is a predicted model, not a curated record. Gene Ontology annotation, cellular component: nucleus. Gene Ontology annotation, molecular function: DNA-binding transcription factor activity, RNA polymerase II-specific; transcription cis-regulatory region binding. The coding region runs from base 1 to 1455 and encodes 484 amino acids. The transcript has 5 exons. Lineage: Eukaryota; Fungi; Ascomycota; Sordariomycetes; Amphisphaeriales; Sporocadaceae. Gene Ontology annotation, biological process: regulation of DNA-templated transcription.